CGUUACUUCAGUGACCAAGAAUUAUAUCGUUUGCAAGUUAAUACUGUCCAAUUGCUCAUUCGAAUGUUAAUUAUUGCUACCGAAUCAUCGUGCCUACUCGAUCCCUAAUUAGCUAGAAUAGCAAGAUUAUACGGAAUACAUAGCAAAUGAAAUGGGAUCUAACUUGAUGUCACAACCUGUUUGUAGGUGUAUGGAUGCAAACAAGGGCCAACUUUGGUGAGUGAAUCUAAUCAAAGAAUGGAGAAGGAACAGCACACCGCUGUAGUCUUCAACUUUUCGAAAAGAGAGCUGUUUACUACGAACAAUGGAUACAAAUCCAUGCAGAAAAGACUAAGAGCUCAAUGGAAAAUACAAAGUAUGAAGGAUGAGCUGUCUUUGGAGAAACUGAAGGGUGUCAAGUUGUGGAUAACUGCAGGCCCAAGGGAGAAGUUCACGGCAUCAGAGCUGGAGGUGCUGAAGCACUACCUGGACGGAGGAGGAAAUGUCCUGGUCAUGCUCGGUGAAGGAGGAGAAAUGAAAUAUGACACCAAUAUUAACUUUCUCUUGGAGGAGUUUGGAAUAAUGGUCAACAAUGAUGCUGUUGUGAGGAAUGUGUAUUACAAAUACUUCCAUCCCAAGGAGGCACUUGUGUCCAAUGGUGUAUUGAACAGAGAGAUUAGUCGGGCUGCUGGUAAAGUAGUCACAGGAAUCAUUGAAGAUGAAAAUGUUGGAAACAAUGCACAGGCUCUCACAUUUGUGUACCCGUAUGGUGCCACACUGAGUGUGAUGAAGCCUGCUGUGGCUGUUCUUUCGACUGGCUCAGUCUGCUUCCCCCUCAACAGGCCUGUCCUGGCCUUCCAUCAAGGAAAGGAUGCUGGCAAACUGGUAGUGUUGGGUUCCUGCCACAUGUUCAGUGACCAAUACAUAGACAAAGAGGAGAACAGUAAAAUCAUGGAUGUUGUGCUCCAGUGGCUCAUGACUGAUAAUAUUCAGCUCAAUCAGAUUGAUGCAGAAGACCCAGAGAUUGCAGAUUACACCAUGUUGCCAGACACCGGGUGCUUGUCUGAACAACUCAGAGUGUGCUUACAAGAGGGUGAUGAAAACCCCAGGGACUUCACCUCUCUCUUUGAUAUGUCUUUGUUCAAUUUGUCAACCGACACCUUACCCCAAGUUAUCAGUGCUUACAAGCAGCUUAAUGUCAAAAAUGAGCCACUUCAGCUGAUCACACCACAGUUUGAGACCCCUCUGCCUCAGCUUCAGCCUGCUGUCUUUCCACCAGCCUUAAGCGAUUUGCCUCCACCCAUGCUGGACCUGUUCGAUCUAGAUGAAACCUUCUCUUCUGAGAAAGUGCGACUAGCACAGCUCACCAAUAAAUGUACAGACGAUGACCUAGAAUUCUAUGUGCGGAAAUGUGGUGAAAUUCUGGGGGUGACACCAAAGUUGGAUAAAGAUCAGAGAGAUGCCAAGCACAUCUUGGAACAUGUUUUCUUCCAGGUUGUAGAGUUCAAGAAACUUAAUCAGGAACAUGAUGUCGACACAGAGGCACGAUUCACUCCGUUAUGAUUUGAUUCAUGAAACAUGAUUUUCAACACAGUGUACCGAGCAGAUGAGUAUAUUUUUUAGUAAAAGAGGUAAAUGGACUGGUCAUGUAGUUGGGGACAACAUGGUACCAUGUGGAUUAGGAGCUGUAUACAAGUUAUUUAUAUCUGUUGUAUUCCAUUUUGGAAAGAAAUAGUAAUACACUAUAAUACACUUAAAUAAAAUGAUACUUUUAUUAUUGAAAUCUUUGUUAAAGACAUUGAGCUCUCUGCAUUCAUCCUCACAUGUGGGUCCUGUGAAACAAAAUGAAGAGCUAGAACAUGAUGUGCAGAUCUUGCCAGAGCAUACAAUGAAUGUUAUUGUUAACUAAACUGAACAUCAUAGUUUCACAUGUACAUCCAGAGUUUCUAAAUACAUGUCAGUUUAUCCAUGAUGCAUGGCGGGUGCAAAGGCUGGAAACUCCAUGCUUCUUCCCUCCAAACCUCGAAAUUUCUCCAUGUUAAGGGUUGUAUAGAGGAACAUUUUUGGCCACGUCAGGGAGAAACUUCAGCAACUGAAUGCUGUGUAGUCGAGGGUUUUGGACUUGAUGUUUGCUCCAGAGCGCUGGACUCCAUGUUGGGUUUGGGGCUGUUGCUCUCUGGUUUAAUCAAAGACACAUCCCAUGACAUUUGAAAAGCGGGGAGAUCACAGUACAGCUGGUCAAAACAAGCAGCAUUUUUUUGCUUUUGAAGGAGCAUGAAGGGAGUGGAGGACUUUCCCUGUAAAGGCACAGCAAGGUGACAAUUGCUCGCCUCUUGAAUGUUUAAGCUGCUCAUCGAAAAGGCCUGAGAGGGAGAAAUGGCGUCUGAUGACAGGCAGAGAGAAGCCAGGAUGGACUGCUUGGCGUCAGAUCCAUCAGCCACUGUGUCAUUUGACGCUCUUGUGGUGGACAGUUGUUCCAGUGACAGGGCAGACAGCAAACUCUGUUCCUCAAAAAACUUUCUGUCAAGCUCCGAUGGAGACGAAAACUCAAAGCUUUUCAUAUCUGGGAGGUAAAAUGUUUGAUACCACUUGGAAUUAGAUCAUUUGAUAAGACUUAAAUGAAUAAAUCCAUCUUGAGAAUAAAAACUGUUUUCUUACCUUUAAUAACAAAUGCGUUCUCCAUUGUUUCCUUUGGGUCUGUGAGUGUUGGCUGAACUCCAGGUGGGUUUUAAACUGCUGAAGCUGCUUGUUAAUUGACCCAGCUGGAGGGUGAGCAGGUCAUCAGAGGAGAGGAGGAGUGGAAGCAUUCAGCCUGGUAUAGGAGCAGACACAUUUUGUUUGUGAUUACUUUUUGUUUUUCAUAUAUUUUUGUAACAUUUUAAAUAAAAUGCUAUUUGGAUUAUGUUUAUUGUGCUUAAUAAAUGUU
Molecule: messenger RNA, 2905 nt
Organism: Chelmon rostratus (copperband butterflyfish)
Lineage: Eukaryota; Metazoa; Chordata; Actinopteri; Chaetodontiformes; Chaetodontidae
Gene: ift52
Product: intraflagellar transport 52 homolog (Chlamydomonas)
Exons: 13
Coding region: 238-1542 (434 amino acids)
Biological process (GO): intraciliary transport; cilium assembly
Cellular component (GO): centriole; cilium; intraciliary transport particle B
Source: RefSeq, a predicted model, not a curated record